AUUUAAUGUCUUCCAUUGAAUUCAUGUCUUAACUAUAAUACGAAACCAUUGACUCAUUUAUGAAUAAUUUAUUUUAUUAUAUUACAAAACAAUUAAUAGUAAAAUGUGUUUCUCAAACAUGAAUUCAUACAUUAUUUUAGUGUUAAUUUCAUUUAGUUUGACACUAAUUAUUAAAUGCGAUGAAGAGGUGUACAAUUGGGACCCCGAUAUAUACCCAAACCUGACAUCAGAGAAGCAGGCUAAGUUUUGUACGGGAUUUAAUCGCAACCCACCUUCAUCAAUAUGUGACCCUGAUCAAGUACUUAAUAAAAAUGAAGCCAUACUUUUGGAUGAAUUGAUAGCUGAAGAGCGCAAUGAGACGGCAUGUAUUUGCGAUAAGUGUCCGCCCAGUCGGCGCGGGGUUAACAUUAAGAUAGCUUUAGUUAACUUUGUGAAAGUGAUCCGGAAUAUAACAAUAGACCGAUCGGUGGAAAUGUUUGCCGAAAGGACGCGCCGGAAGUGGCGUUUCGGUGAAGACUGUAGUAAUGAUGUCCUCAUAUUCUUCGCCGCUUUGGAUGACAAGAUUUAUGUGUCAAUGGGUUCGAGGGCUCGCAAUGUCAUAACCGAUGAGAGUUUGGAUAAAAUCUUAAGAGAAACCAAAAAACAUUUUACGAGUCGUUAUUAUAAACAGGGAUUGGAGUCGAUAAUCGCAUCGUUUCAGGACUUGUGUAUAGACUAUGAGCCAAAACCAGACAAAUUGGGUGUUGGGUCCAUUAUACUGAUAGUGGUUUGCGUUGGAAUCGCUCUCUUUAUCAUAUUUUUUGUCAUUUUCUGGUUCUGUAUCCGAAAAGACAAGAACUCAGUGAACGGUAGCUUUGAGUACUUCGGCAGUUGGGGUCGUAAUCGCAAUAAAGCCAAGACUACAGCCAAACCUAAAUUAGAUCCCAUUUAUAAACCCGUGAACACCAGUGAUAGGGAGGCUCUCGGAGACACCACUCACUGAUUCGUUCAGUCUAUGGCUAACUUUCAUACCUAUAGAUACUUUUCAUACGAUUGCAUACUUGAGUGCCUUUGGAUCAACACUUCAUUCAUUUCAUACAAUAUUUAAAUCUGAGA
Messenger RNA from Oppiella nova, 1095 nucleotides. NCBI's taxonomy places the organism in Eukaryota, Metazoa, Arthropoda, Arachnida, Sarcoptiformes, Oppiidae. The record is from the annotation of a GenBank genome assembly.